AUGUCAUCGUCUGGUGAAAAGACAGAGAAAAUCGCUCCAAUAGUGGACGCGUCAACUCUAGAUCCAGUGGCUCAUAUUGAAGUUAAACAAGGUCCAGUUAGAUCAUAUUUAGUAUCAGAACCUCCAAGUGAUUUACCAGCACGUCGUUCAGUAUCUACUUUAAGUGAGAGACUUUAUAUUAUAGUUUUAAUUGCAUUUACAGCUUUUAUUAGAUUAUAUGGUUUAGAAUGGCCAAAUAGUGUUGUCUUUGAUGAAGUACAUUUUGGUGGAUUUGCAUCAGAAUAUAUCAAUGGAAGUUUUUUUAUGGAUGUUCAUCCACCAUUAGCUAAAAUGCUUUAUGCCGGUGUUGCAUCCUUAGCUGGAUUUAAAGGUGAUUUUGAUUUUGAAAAUAUUGGUGAUGAAUUUCCUUCAACAACUCCAUAUUUUCAUAUGAGAUUAUUUUCUGGUUCAUUAGGGGUAUUUACCGUAAUUAUGUUAUAUUUUACACUUAGAUCCUCUGGUGUUCGUCAAUUUGUUGCAUUUGUUAGUGCUUUAUGUUUUGCCAUUGAAAAUUCAUAUGUAACAAUUUCAAGAUAUAUCUUAUUAGAUGCACCAUUAAUCUUUUUCAUUGCCGCUGCAGUUUAUAGUUUUAAAAAAUAUGAAUUAUUUCCUCAAGGAACAAUCAAAUCUUAUAAAACUUUAUUAGCUACUGGAAUUGCUUUAGGUUUUGCUGCAUCUGCUAAAUGGGUUGGGUUAUUUACUAUCGCUUGGAUUGGUUUACUAUGUAUUUGGAGACUUUGGUUUAUGUUAGGUGAUUUAUCUAAACCUGUAUCUUCUACUCUAUCUGCAGCAAUCUCAAAAUUAAUCUUUUUACUUGGUGUGCCAUUUGUCUUAUAUGCAUUUUUCUUUAAGAUUCAUUUUGAUACUUUAAUUUAUGAUGGUCCAGGCGCAUCAUUUUUUUCAUCUGAAUUUAGAUCCACUUUAAAUGGGAAUACUAUUCCAACUGAUAUUUUUGCAGAUGUUGGUAUUUCAUCAAUUGUUUCCUUACGUCACGUUGGAACAUCUGGUGGUUAUUUACAUUCUCAUCCAUUCCGUUAUGAAACAGGUUCUGGUCAACAACAAAUUACUUUAUAUCCUCAUAUCGAUGAAAAUAAUCAAUGGCUAAUUGAAUUGAGUAGUAAUCCAGGUGUAACAUUCCCAGAUUUUCAAAAUCUAACAGAUGGUUCAAUUAUUAGAUUAUUACAUCCAUCAACUCAUUGCAGAUUACAUUCUCAUGACCAUAAAGCUCCAGUAUCAGAAAAUGCAGAUUGGCAAACUGAAGUAUCUUGUUAUGGUUUUACUGGAUUUGAAGGUGAUAGUAAUGAUAAUUGGGUUUUAGAAAUUGAUCAAAAAAGAUCUACACCUGGUGUUGCUCAAGAACGUGUUAUUGCCCUUGAGACAAAAUUUAGAUUAAAACAUAUGAUUUCAAAUUGUUAUUUAUUCUCUCAUGAUGUUAAAUUACCUAAAUGGGGGUUCGAUCAACAAGAAGUAAGUUGUGCUACUACAGGUAGAUACGAUUUAACUCUUUGGUAUAUUGAAGCUAAUGAAAAUCAUGAAUUAUCAGAAGACGCUAGACAUGUCUCCUAUGUGAAACCUGGAUUUUGGGGUAAAUUUAUCGAAUCACACAUUAAGAUGUGGACUGUAAAUAAGAACUUAGUCGAGACUCACAUCUAUGAAUCUUUACCACAGGACUGGCCUCUAUUAUUACGUGGUAUCAGUUAUUGGGGUGAUCACCAUAGAAUGGUUUAUUUAUUAGGUAAUGCUAUUGAAUGGUGGGCUGUAUCUGCAUUCAUGUUACUGUUUGUGAUUGUUUGUAUCAUCGAAUUAAUUGCUUGGCAAUUAGGUAAACCAAUCCUACAAGAUGACCACGUAUUUAAUUUCCAUGUUCAAGUCGCUCAAUAUAUUUUGGGGUUCCUUGUUCAUGUUGGUCCAUCUUUCUUAAUGAAACGUCAAAUGUUUUUACAUCAUUAUUUACCUGCUUAUUAUUUCGGUAUUCUAGCAUUUGGUCAUGCACUUGAUAUAAUUGUUUCCUUCAUGUUUAGAAAUAAGAAAAUUGUUGGUAAUUUAUUAAUAAUAACAUUUUUCGGAAGUUGUUUAUUCUUCUUUAAUGCUUAUAAACCAUUGAUUUAUGGUUUACCAUGGACAGUUUCACUAUGUGAAAAAUCUCAAUGGCUAUCUGGUUGGGAUUAUCAUUGUGGAUCAUAUUUUAAAACUUAUGAAGAAUAUUCAAAUUACACUAUUAGAAGUCAAUUCGAUAUAUUAGAAGAUACAGAUAUGCCAGUGGUUACCUCAUCGGAACCAUUAGAAAUCGAUGAACCUGUGUUUAUUGAGGAAGUCAUUGAAGAUAUCCCACUAGAGACAACGCAAGAAGAUUUUGUUGUUGAAGAAGCUAGUGAAAAAUCCACAGCUAGUAAUAUUGAUGCUCCAGAGAAAGAAGAAUCGGUGAAUGAUAUCAUCAAUAAAGAAGGUUUUAGUAGAUUCUUGGACGAAAAUGGUAAUGAAAUUGAUAUUGAAGAAGUCAAGAGGAUUAUGGAAGCUCAAGGUGGUGCUCUCAAGAUUGAACAGAAAAUUGUCGAGGUGUAG
Messenger RNA from Maudiozyma saulgeensis, 2601 nucleotides. The record is from the annotation of a GenBank genome assembly. Lineage: Eukaryota; Fungi; Ascomycota; Saccharomycetes; Saccharomycetales; Saccharomycetaceae.